Taeniopygia guttata (zebra finch) is the source of this 2697-nucleotide messenger RNA. RefSeq names its product family with sequence similarity 210 member A (gene MIMS1). The record is from RefSeq and is a predicted model, not a curated record. Lineage: Eukaryota; Metazoa; Chordata; Aves; Passeriformes; Estrildidae. Gene Ontology annotation, cellular component: mitochondrion.
ACGUUGCGCGGGGCGGGCGGGGAGCGGCCGUUGGUGACGCCGGCGCGGGCCCGAGGCGCGCGGGGCCCCGAGGAGCGGCGCGGGCCCGGCACGAGCAGGGGCCUCAAUGUGUUCAAGACAUCUAUCUGAAAGGUGGGGAGCUAGUGAAAGAGUUGCAACGUUUUGAAGAUACACACCUUACCAUAUCUAGAAAGUAAUAAAGGAAACUUCAUCCAUACUUCAUCAAAAUGCAGCGGAGUCUGUUACAUUCUGCAUCUCAGCUGGCGCAUGGGACGUGUUGGUUCUUCCCUCGCACUGGUGUCUUUCAGUGCUUGAAAGGACAGUCUGUGUUGUCUAAUGUGGGAUGCAAAGUCAUUCUGGCACUGGACCCUCCCAAACAAUGUCUUCAUGCAGGUGCAGCUCACUUUGCCUCAAAGAAAACUGCUUUUUCAUCCCAUCCAGUAGACACUUCUCACAAGAUUCCUGAAGAAAGAAAUCCUUUGCCUUCGGCCACUGAUGCACCCAAACAGAGCCCUGCAGAGUCAGAUUCUUCAGAACCUGAUCCAUUACAAGAUAAAUCAAUGAGUCUUGUUCAGAGAUUCAAGAAAACUUUUAAGCAGUAUGGGAAAGUCAUGAUUCCAGUGCACCUUGUGACUUCCACUGUGUGGUUUGGAUCCUUUUACUAUGCAGCCAUGAAUGGAGUGAAUGUUGUUCCAUUCCUAGAGUUGAUUGGCUUACCAGACAGCGUAGUAGACAUCCUGAAAAAUUCCCAGAGUGGAAAUGCACUAACUGCAUAUGCAUUGUAUAAAAUUGCAACUCCUGCCAGAUAUACUGUGACUUUGGGAGGAACAUCUGUCACUGUUAAAUACCUACGUAAGCACGGCUAUAUGUCCACACCACCACCAGUAAAGGAAUACCUACAAGACAGGAUGGAGGAAACAAAGGAUAAAAUUACAGAGAAGAUGGAGGAAACAAAGGAUAAAAUUACAGAGAAGAUGGAGGAAACAAAGGAUAAAAUUACAGGGAAGAUGGAGGAAACAAAGGAUAAAAUUACAGGGAAGAUACAAGAAACCAAAGAUAAAGUUUCAUUUAAAAAAAUAAAGGAGUAGGAGAGAUGCUUAGUUUUUGGAUAUAUCAAACUUAGCACUUUAACCAUUUGUGAGGCAGGAUAUGCAAAGUGCACUUCUGAGCUUUUUUUCUUUUUUUCUUUUGUAUUUUUACCCUUUGGAGACUACAAUAGCUACGUGGAUUUAAAGGUUGAAGCUCCUUGGGGAAGAGGUUGUGACCUAAAAGUUUCAAUUUUCAGAAGGAAAAGUGAAUCUCAGAUUAGAAGUUAACAUGUCCCUUGGUAAUAAUGUUAAGAAAUACUCUUCCCUCUUUUUUCCCCACACCCUCCUCCUCAAAACGAAGGCGAUUUCUGCCAAGACCCACUACUCUGUUCUUUUCCUAUCAUAGUGCACAGCCAUGGUUCCACUAGACUGAGUCUUCCAUUAAAUAAGAAUGAAGAUUUCUCUGUUGGGAAGAGCAGCAUGUUUAGGUUUUUAGAGUAUGUGGACCCAAGCCUCUUCGAUGGUGAUCAUCUCUCAAGAUGGAGUGCACCAUUGUCACCGAUACUGCACAUGAAGGAACUGAUGGAUCAGCUACUCAGCAGGAAUGAAUUAUAAUGGCUUCCUUGGCUUCAGCCAGGCUGCUGUGGUUUACAGGUUGAGACUAUGAAUCUUUCUUGAACAGUGCAUCUCUUCAUAACUGAAAGCUAUAGGAAGAUGAGUUAAUCACAGUUGCCAUACUGUCAAGUAUACUUUGUUUCCUGAAGUUGAUUUACAGUACAAAGUGAUUAAAAUCAAUAAUUGUAUAUUAAACACUAGGAUUUGUUCAUUGUGUUCAAGUUUACAAAUCUGCUCUAUUUCAUUUUUGAAACAAAAAAAAAUUGAAAGAAGUUUAUUUGAGAAAUUGCUAUACUAAGGGUUUUUUUAAACACAUGGAAAGUUAGAGUUAAACUCCAAAGUUCCUCCUCCUCCCUCAGUAAAACAAUUUGACUAAAAUAAGCAUGAUUUCUGAGACAGUGAUCACAGUCUACCAAACUUUUUUCCCCUAGAUUAAGUCAGGCAAACACUUAUUCAUACCUGAAGGCUGAAAUGUUGUCUCAGAUGUCAUAAAGGACUAAAGUUGAAACUGUUCUAUUUGGCUGGGCAGGCAAACUUCUCUCAGUUUUAUUCAAAUGUAGGCUGAAUUGAAGUGUGUUUUUCCUAUUUAUACUACAGAUCUCACUUUGUAGCAACUCACCAUGUAUAAGUUGUUUUACAGAGGUGGUUUUUUUCAGGGGGAUAUGGGGGAGCAACAGAGUUAGACCCUGAGAAUUGCAUUUUGCUGGAGUGAAAAAGUACAGCUGAUGAAGUAUCAGCUCUGCCCCACUGUCCCGUUCUCAUUCAAGUCACUGAGGGCUUCUUCAUGUUUAAGUGAGUUGAACUUCAUUAACUUAAUUGUGCAGGAUUGAUUGCAUACUUCUCUGCCUCUGCCCACAGGUAAAAUAGUAACUGUGAUCUAAUGCCUACCUCACAGGGAUGUUGUGAGGAAUAAUCAUUGUAUAUUCAGUGACCUGAAGAUGUAAAGUGCCAUGUUUCUGAUAAAAAUUAUUAAAAAAAAGUAUUUCUGUGAAUUCUUAUACUGCUAAGUACUACUGUAAGGACUAGAGUUAAUAGAUGCUAUUUUGCUUUUCUA